AUGAAAUUCUUGAUUAGUAUAUUUUAUUUUUUAUUUUUUAUUUCAAUUUUAAAUAUUAAAUUAAUAAAGUGUGAUAAUGGCUAUAUGUUUGUUUUAAAACUUUAUGCCAAUCAAAAUUGUACAGGUGAAUCAAUUGAAUUUUUAGCAGUUUAUGAAAAAAUAGUUUAUAGUGAAAUUGUUGAUAUAUUAUUUGAAUGUAAUGGUGAUGAUUUAAAUUCAAUCACAUGUAAUUAUACCAAUAACUAUAAAAAUCCAGACCCAUUAAAAGCAAGAAAAUUAUUUAAAACAAAAGUUGGUAUCUGUAGUGAUAAUUUCAUUUUAGAUUAUAUUAAAAUUGAAAAUUUUGAUUAUGAUGAAUCAAAUCAUUGUGUUUUAUCAGAGUAUAGCACGUCAACUUGUGAAUAUAAACCAAUUUUUCAUUUUGGAAUUUUAAAAAAAACAUGUGUUUAUAGGUGGUUAUUAGAUUGUUCAGCACUUGGAUAUAAUAUUAAACAUUGUAAUAAUUUUGAUGGUACAUAUUAUGAUAAUCCUUACAAUUAUACAAUCGAUGAUGAAAAUAAUGAAACUUUCAAUGCAUAUGUUUGUAAAAAUAAAAUUCAAAAUUAUUCAUCAACUUCAAGAGGUUACAUUGUUCAUGCUUCAGUAAUUGAUGGUUAUGAUGAUCAUGAUAAAAAUAGGAUUAUAGGACUUGGUCCAAAAUCACCAAUUCAUUUCCCAACUUCAUUUGGAAAUACAAAUAAAAUACAAAAUUAUUAUUUUAUAAUUUUAAUUAUUUGUAUAUCAAUAAUUUUAAUCUAA
Messenger RNA from Dictyostelium discoideum AX4, 798 nucleotides. RefSeq lists its product as hypothetical. The record is from RefSeq and is a predicted model, not a curated record. Lineage: Eukaryota; Evosea; Eumycetozoa; Dictyosteliales; Dictyosteliaceae. The transcript has 2 exons. Bases 1 to 798 code for a protein of 265 amino acids.